AUGGUACCGGACGUAGUUGUCACCAGUACUAGUCUGGAGACAAUCCCUCCUCGACCGCCAACGCCCCCGCGAGAGAAGCCAACCGAUCCUCACAAGCAGAACGAGAAACAGCUGCUCGCCCGCCCUUCCCUCGACCCAAGGCGGAGUCUCCAGACUCCUCCGGAUUACUCGCCAUAUUCCUCAGACUUGUCCAACCCGACCUCCCGGAGGACACGCAAAAAGGUUGGCUUUUCAAGCCAGGCAGACUAUUCCGACGCUCCGUCUGGCCGGUGUAUUGCAGGCACACCUGCUUCUACCGUCUCCACGGCCAGUCCAGCACAACCGCUCAAGUCCAUCCUCAAACCCUCACCUCCAACCAUCUCCAAUCCUCUUGAUCCCUCUGCCGGGACAGAUGAAGCGACAAGAAAUGCUACCAUCACCACAAUGCUCGAGUCCACUACAAAACAACUUGCGGGGGCUGACCGAGCCUCCAAGCUCGACGCAUACUCGAUGCUUGUACGGGCCCUCAAGACCUCGAAUAACUUGCCGGAUCGAAUCGCCCUACAGGAUAAGAUGGGUCUCUUCACUCAAUUCAUCCAACGGGAUUUGACCAUGGUUCAUGAAGAGAGUAAAGAGCUCGAUUCAUCGCUCUCCAAUCAUGCAUCGACACUUCUCAUCACCUUUCUCAACUUUCCCGCCAUCGCUUCUUCGAUAUCCAACGAUUUCAGAGUCUUCAUCAUCGAUCAUUGUAUCCGCUCUUUUGAUAAUGCCACUGUGCCCAAGGAUGUUGUAAGACAUCUGAUGCAGGUGGUUGCCUCGCAAGAUUUUCCUCCAAAGGUCAUGACAUCUGACCGUGUCGGUCGAUUGGUCUCAUCUCUCCAUCGCAUUGAAGAGCACAUGAAAGGAAAAAGCAUAAUCAUGUCUCGUAUUCUCAUAUACAGGAGAUUGAUUAAACAGUCCAAGCCGCACAUGGUGGUACACUCGGAUUGGCUGCUCGAUCUUUUCACUGAUCUGUUGAGCAGCAUCAAAGAGAUUCGGGCCUCAGCCAUUGCUCUCGGAUUGGAAGCUAGCUUCUCCAUAGCCAAGGAGAAGCAACUAUCGAGGCGUGUCAUGGAGAUCUUGGAGCUUGCAAUCGACGAGACAAAGUACAUCCAGUACUACGCUGGGCGGCUCAAGACCAUGCUCAAGUCGAAAGAUAAGAAUGAAUGCAUGGUGGUGCCACAAAUAUGGAGCGUCAUAAUACUGCUCAUGAGGUGUCCUGUCACCAAAUGGGACUUCUUUGGCCCGUGGCUUGAGAUCAUGCAGCUGUGCUUCAAUCAUGCCGAUCUCCAGACCAAACUCGAAGCAAAUUAUGCUUGGAACCGUCUGGUAUACUGCAUGCAGCUCAAUGAUCAGUCUUUUGCCAAAAUCAUUGCAACCAUUCGCCAGCCCUAUGAAAGUCAGUUGAGGCGAAAGAAGUUGAGUGAUGAGCUGCGCAAGGUUGUCAUUGGCAGUCUCUGUAAUUUAUAUUACUACUCCUUCAAACCCAACACCAGCUCGGAUCAUAUCAGCAACUUUUGGGACUCUUGUGUUCCUCAGUUGAUGGCUGCCAUGGUGAGCCCGGCUACAAACUCAAAGAAAACAACGCAAACGCAGUCUGCUUGGCCAGACCAGUUGCCUCAAGCUAUUCAGAUUAUGGCAGCAUUGUUAAAUUCGACAACGCCGAGGAUUUGGAAGGAAGAUCGUAUCGCAGAUUCACCUCUGGUCAAAUUCGCUGAGCUACCUGCUCUGGAUCCGAAAUGGGUCCGACGGAACGCUUCCAAGGUCUUUUCUGUCCUCGAACCCAUGUUGACCAAGACGUUCUUGGACCUCGCAGACCCGACGUCGGCUACAGCUAGGCUCUGGCGGUCCCUAGUCAAUUCUGUGGCAUUAGCUGCAAGCAAGGAAAUCAAAGUCUCGUCGGACACAGCUGUAUUCAUGGCGCAUGCUUUCACCUUUCUUCUGCGAAUCUGGUCCCACGGACUCUCGGGCCUCACCACUGAAGACCAAAGCUGGAGUCGCUUCUAUGACGCGGUUGCUACGUUGGUCAAUGAGCUCAUUGGUUCUCUAGGUAUUCUACCUUUCACGGAAAGGCAGCUCUCCAUUGGAAACCAGAAUACUUUCCUCCCGGUGGCCACCCCGUCACAUCGUGCCGGAAAAUCUCAAGGAAUGACUCGAACGCCACUGCUCCAUCUUUUCUCUAUUCUGUCGUCGCUCCCGGGUGGUGCCCCUGACGACGAAAGUCUCCUAGACCUCCUCCGAACAAUCUUCACUCCCCUCAUAUCGACGAAACCACCAAAGGCUCGAGUCGAACUUGGCCGUGAGCUCAUGGACUGCAUGCCCAUGGGUACCCUAUCACCUUUUGGGCCUUGGAUCUUCGUUUCUGAGAUCUUCGAGUCAUCGGUCGAAGUGUGCCAAACGAGUGAGUCAACACUCAGCGCCGGCAGCCAGCCUCCUGUCGGACCAGAGUAUCGGGAAUUCGUCAAACACCUCGAAAGAGGCCUACGCUCGACACCAAAGCUUCCACGGGAAAACUGGCUAUCACUGUACAACUUCAUUGCGAGCCAGACUAUCGAGGAAACGGGAGAGGCCGGCUGCGCAAUUGCUCUCAUUGAACCCAUGGCCAAGUGUGUGUUGGAUCUCUUGGGAAACAAACCGAGUUCUGGACACACGAUUUACCUCUUUCUAUCUGGGAUCGGCCUGAUAUCGGAUGCGCGAUAUCCAAGAGACAAGGCCGCCAUUGAUGCCGCUCGGCGUAGGCUUUGGGGAACAUCCAUAUCUGGAUCGCGAUCAGCUACCUUUGAUCCUUUCGAUCAUUUGUACAAGCUCAUCAAUCACCUUCUUGUUGAUUCCUACCAACACUAUCAAGAACGAAACAGUAGUGGAGUUGUGGCACCAUUACUGAACGAAGUCGCCACUUUCCUCGCAAAGUGCAACAAGCUCUUGGUGUUCAAGUCUUUGGUGCACCUGCAAACCGGCAUUGGACUUUGGAUCCAGGACAAAGAAGUGCGAUAUAGCAGCCGACAAUCCCCUCACGUAUCUGAUGCUGUCAAAUCCCUCUGGAACUGUAUUCGCAACAUUUUCAUCCUGGCUGAUAAUCUGGACCAAGUACAACUUGACACCAUCGAACCCCUCCUAUGUUCGGCCUUUGAGAGCAGGCACAAGCAUAUCGUCAACGGUGUCGCUGUCAUGUGGAACCAGGCAUUCUGCGAAGCCGAGGAGGUCAUCUAUCCAGAAAAACUGAAGGCAACCCUGUUGUCACUUCGCCCUCAUGUCGACAUUGUACUUCCUGGGAUUGAUGUUUCUAGUCUCGAGUCCAGCGGCCUGCAGCCCCAGUUCAUUGACUCCCAAGAUGAGACUGACGCUGCUGUCUCGUCAAUCACGCCAGCCCAUAAAGCUACACCACCAAUUGAUCGCCGUUUGUCAUCGAGACGUUCAAAGUCCAAUACUCCAACGCCAAUCCAACUUUCCGUAGCGAACCACCGAUCGGUACAGAGUACACCCACCAGUGCUCUUACCAAGACCAGGCGUGGUGCAGCGGCAAGACUGCGGCACGAUGAUUCUCAGAUUCAAUUUGCUGCCAUUGAAUCUUCAUCUCCUAUCCGAAUUAAUGAUGAGUCCCAAGUAUUGACCGAACGGCAGAAGGAGAUCAAAGAGCGACAACGGAACACUGCUGCCCUCUUCCCAGAGAUGCGGUCAAGUGGUGAAGUACCAAGUAAAAAGCAGCAAGAAAUUGAUCAGGAUGACGGUCCAGACGAGUCACAGAAUGAGAAGAUUGUCACUCCCAAGUCACAUCGCAGUUUUGAAGACUAUGUCUCAUCAACUCCGACCCCGCGACGCGGACAGGCUUCUCUCAUUGAUGAAAAUGAUCAGGAAAUGACGGAUGAUAUCCCCUCUUCGCCCCCCGAUCCUCGACGCUAUCCGCUUGUCCCGGAAAUUAUCCAAGCACAGUCUAGCAGCAGCAGUGUUUUGGAUGAAUGGCAGUUCACGUCGUCCCCGAUUUCUGGCUCACCUCGGAUUGAUCAGACAAUCGCCUCAGUUCGACAGGUGAAGAAUAAUCAUGCGAAUCAGCAGUCUUUGGUGGAUAACUCGCGCAUGUUGGGCAUUGAGAAAGCUGCGCCAAUUGUAUCUGAUGAUGACUGCGACCAUGCCGACAUUGAAGAUGAGGGCUCUGAUGCUCCAAUGAUUGAUAACGACCCCGUGGGGCCCGUGUUGUCGGACAAUCAUCAAAAGGCCUCAACGCCGCCUAACGCACGCAGCAUCAAGGUUCAAGAGACACCAAAAUCGGACCAUGAAGUUUUCGUCGAUGCACUGACGAGCCCUGAACCACAAACACCUCGAGCUCAGCGAGCGUUGGCCAGGGCUGCACAAGCCGCAGCUGUGCAGACGGAAAAGGCAGUCUCAUAUCAAAACCCAUCUUUCGACGCCAGCGAUGUUGAUGAACGCAGUCUUCUGCGACUUGUUGUCGAGCUCGACUCGCGCAAGUGUUCACCACUCCCUGAUGGUCCUGAGAGAAGACUGCUGAAAGCUUCUCAUGCAGGGCUCUCUGACGAACGAGGUGGCUCUCCAGUGCUGGAUUGCAUAACAGUCAGCGCUGAUGCGGACGAAUCGAGAAAAUCAGAUGACUCUAGACUCGAGGCGACCUCUUCAGUUAUACCUUCAACGCCGUUUGAGGCUAGCUCGUCACGCGAUGCUGGUCGCAAAUUCAAGAGAAAGCGAAAGCGAACGAGCGACACAUCUGAAGAGGCGAACAGUAGGAAACGCAGAUCAAGCCAGGACAACAAGCGGGGCGCUGGAGCGGUGCCUAGCAGCCAACUUACGCAGGCCAAUGAUAGCGCUUCGUUGGAGUUAUUCGAGACUUCUGGUGGAGAACGACAAACAAGCUCCUCGCAAGAAUCUUUUGCAAAUAGGGAUGACGAAACGACAGAGGUACCGCUUGCGUAUACGCAUGGGGAUGUCGAUACGUCAAUAGAUGAACUUGAGGCUGUAAACCUGCAAAUUGUGCAGGAAGCCUCGCAGAAUACAGACCAGGGAGCUGCAGCAGAGCUGGAGACGAUGGGGCCUGUACCUGCGGCCAUGGAAAUUGAGACUAGCACAGAUGGGCAGAAUGAGGGAGUGGUGGCAGAGAGAGAUUUCGAAGAUGCGGUUAAGGCCGUCUCGGUGGACCAAGUGGAAGUUCCCAAAGCAACAUUUGAACUGUCACCCAUGGAGAAAAUUAUGGAGGCCCUGAAAGCUGGUCUCACAGAACUACGAACAGCCACCCUGACCCGAGAUGAGGUCAACAAGGUGGAGGAUAUGUUCAUGGAUAUGAAAAGGGAGCUAUACGGUGCUGAGCUUCGAGGACGCAAAUGA
Molecule: messenger RNA, 5349 nt
Organism: Pestalotiopsis fici W106-1
Lineage: Eukaryota; Fungi; Ascomycota; Sordariomycetes; Amphisphaeriales; Sporocadaceae
Exons: 3
Coding region: 1-5349 (1782 amino acids)
Biological process (GO): telomere maintenance
Cellular component (GO): nucleus
Source: RefSeq, a predicted model, not a curated record